AUGGGCGCUUCACAGUCGGCUCAAAUCCCAUCUGAAGACGAGCAGCAAGAAGAAGAAGAAGACGAAGAUGAUGAUGACGACGUCGUUCGGCACAGCAUUCAGAAUGACACGCGAGAUCCGUCCAUCGUCAAGAAGAUCCUGGAGCAGGAGCCGGAGAUGCUACCGUGCCACGCCUCGGCGUCCCCGCUCUCCCCGCAGCUCUCCACCUACGGCACGCCCCGGAUGGGCCCGUCCAUCAAGGUCUGGGACCCUUACAACGUCCUCGCCCCGCCUCCGCCCCUUCCCCCGCCCCCGGCCCACUUCCGCACCACCUUCUCCGCCGCGGAAGACGAUCGGGCCGUCACCCAUGUCUACCUCAUCAGCCACGGAGAGUGCCACAUGAACCUGAGGCCCGAUUUGAUCGCGGGCCGGUCCCCCGAGGCUGCCCUCACGCCCAACGGCAAACGGCAGGCGCGGGCCCUGGCCGUCUUCUUGAAGUCACAGGGAGUGAGGUUUAGUGCCGUGUACACUUCACCCUUGGAUCGCGUUCGGGCCACAGCCCUAUCUGUUUGCCAAGAGUUGAAUUUUUCGGAGGACCAUGUACAAUCAUCCGAUGCAUUAACAGAGAUGAGCCAAGGCCACUGGGAAGGUUGCCACCGCUCGGACAUCUUCACACCCGAGAUACUAAACUUAAUGGAGAAAUCACAGCCUGAUUUUUGCGCCCCGUCUGGAGAGUCCUUGAGGCAGGUCGAGUUCCGUAUGGUUCAGUUCCUCAACAGCACGCUCACAUCCUUCCCUGUCAAGUUCAGACCCGACUUCUCCCCACCCGACCCGACCGACAACCCGACCCUGAGCGUACCUUCUCUGGGCCCACCACCCAACUGGGACUUGCUCCACCGGCACCGGCAGGGGAUCCACCGCAAGAAAUCCGGCAAGAGCAGGCUUCAGGUUGUGACAACUGGCGAUAACGAGGCUGAUGACGAGAUGUCCCCUCGUGUCCCAGUUGUCCGAGACUUAAGUGUUCAGACAAGUAGUAACAACAAUAGUAGUAGUAGCAGUAAUAAUAAUAAUAAUAAUUUGAUUGUGUCUACUUGUGUUGGGGUUUUCAGUCACCCGACACCGAUCAAAUGCCUGUUGACUGGAAUCCUCGGUUGCAGUCCUGCUAUGUCAAACAAGAUUUGCGUGGAAGAUUCUUCGGUGACCGUGCUGCAGCAUUCGUGGAAGCUUGGGUGGCAGAUUAAGAGAUUGAACGACACGUCGCAUCUUAGGCUACUCUGA
This is a messenger RNA of Striga hermonthica, 1257 nucleotides long. Lineage: Eukaryota; Viridiplantae; Streptophyta; Magnoliopsida; Lamiales; Orobanchaceae. The record is from the annotation of a GenBank genome assembly.